Molecule: messenger RNA, 4666 nt
Organism: Tuber aestivum (summer truffle)
Lineage: Eukaryota; Fungi; Ascomycota; Pezizomycetes; Pezizales; Tuberaceae
Source: the annotation of a GenBank genome assembly
GCACGCACACUUUUCCUUCCUCUCUAACCUUUUCGCUGUAAUCUCGCUCUACUGGUCCCGUCCAUUGUGCUCGCUCUCACCAUCCGCUGUCAGAUACUCUCCGAACGCUUGAUUUGAGCUGUGACGGCACAGGGAGGAAGCAGGUGCCCGUGGCCUAGGAGACCCUUCCCCCACCGUCUUCUCACUUCCUGUUCUCUUCACCUUCUCGCCCCGGCCAUCAACACCCCCCCCCCCCCCCAGUCCCAUAUACUUCUAUAUAUAUAUAUAUACAAACCCUUCUCUCUUUUACCCUUCAACGUUUCCCUCCGAGUCAACUAUUUCCCUACGGUAUUCUUCUUACAUAACUAUCCCCGUUACCCUUCAAUCUGCCCAUUCAUCCAUUCAUCCACCAACCUAUAUCUUUUCGCCUCAUCCACAUCCUUUCCCUCCGCUGUCCCCUACUUCGCCAUCCAUAACCAACACCGCCGUUGCCGCGUUUGCACAUUAUUUCUGAUUCAAUCCACGUUGCUGUUGGAGUCUUCAUCUUGAUUGAUCAACUUGCACCGUUGCGUUGUUGCACUGGUACCUCCAGUAAUUUGAACACCACUUUUUAGGAAUACAAAACUAUCUGCAUCUCUGAAUACCUUCUUCGCUAACCCUUCUUUUUUUCUUUCCCUUUUUUCCUCACACCCCGGUAUCCCUACGAGAUGGGGCGAAGAAAGGUAAUAACUUUGGGUUUACCAUUAUUGGAGGUUACUAGCUAAUAUCUAUGUGUGCCCAGAUUGAGAUCAAAGCGAUCAAAGAUGACCGAAACCGAUCCGUGUAUGUUUUCUCAUUUGUUCCCUGUGUUUUUUUUUUUCCCUUUCUCUUGCGCUUUUACGUUUCCGCGUUUUUGUGUACUAAUAGUGUCCGCAGAACCUUCUUAAAGCGUAAAGGUGGUCUGUUCAAGAAGGCUCAUGAGCUUUCCGUACUUUGCUCGGUAGAUGUUGCUGUUAUAAUAUUCGGUCACAACAAAAAGUUGUACGAGUUCUGCUCGGGCGAUAUUCGGGAGGUCAUCGGCCGACAUAGUUACGUAUGUUUUACUUCUUUGUCGCGUCCGAGAGCGGAGAACACGCACUAACAACUUUGGCCUUAGUAUGAAGCUCCCCACGAACACAAAGGUCCGGCCGACUUUCAGGGAAAGAAGGAUGCCAUGGACGACGACGAUGAUGAUAUGGAUAUUCCUUCUCGACCGGGUUCUCGAUCUUCCAAUGACCAUCCCAUCCCUCAUCAUCUCCAACCAUUAGGACACAUGGGGAACCGUCAUUCAACAUCCGCAUCACCUCCCAUCCCUCCAUCCACCCUGAUGGGGGGACAAGGAACCUAUAUGCAGGGUCGCGUUGGGACCCCACAACCGAUGUCGAGGCCUUCUUCCCGCAACCAGCGGCGGAAUAGUUCGAAUAUGGUGCCUCCAUCCACUUACGCUGUUUCGCAAGGUCCUCCGGCACAGAAUGGCUUUGCCUACAUGUCCAAUGGACCUGUCUUCGCGCCUCAGCCGCAAUCCGUGAUGCCUAUGCAACAAGCAAACAUGAAUCAGAUGCCCGUGUAUCCAUAUCCUCAAACGACGCAGGCCCAAGCCCAGGCCCAGGCAUACAUGAAUGAGACGAACAGGAGACAGUCGAUGCCACCUGCCUUCCCUUCCGAGCGGUCUGUCCCAUCGUCGGAGAACUCGCCUCCAAAUAGGCCACUCGAUGAGCAAGUUGCUCCUGCGAUUGAAAAACGCGCUCCUGCCAAAUCGCGAAGUAUGUUCACGCCAAUUGGACCUAGUGAGUCCUUAUUGGCGCAGCAUUUCGGAUUCGGUCAGGAACCCUCGCGGUCUCACUCGGUAGAUGUUGGAUCCGUGGCCCGGUCGAAUAACGCUGGCAGCGUGAAUAGCAGCUCGGUUAAGUUAGAGAAGCAGUCUCCUAAGCCUGUCCCCGCUUCCGUACCUACGCCAGCAACAACGUCCAGUAGCGUGAAUGGCCAACCAUCCUCGGUAGAACCCGUCCCACCUCCACCAUCCCGAACCAACAGCAUGGCGUCGAACCCGGGGAAGCCUGGUGUGCGACCAAGGCUCAAGGUGCAGAUACCCAGCGAACACUCUGAUGCUGGCGAUGCCACAGCUGAGUCUUCACCGCGAGAAUCUGCGGGUACUACAGCUGGUCAAUCGGUCAAGGGUGUAGGUGAGGGUAACCAUCCGGUCGUGCUUCCACCACCUUCGCCCAGCGUUACGCUUCGGAGCGCGGGUGCUAGUGGUGGACCGGUCAACCCAUUCGCACGACCACCUCCAGCCACGACAGGUGCACCAUCGGAAACUCCUAUUUCUGCUCUACCAAGCCGAUUUUGCGACAACGGAUUGCUACCUUCACCCUCCACAUUCUAUCAGGAUUGGGGCAUCGGUUUUGGGGCAUCGGCAUCCCGUGCAGGCGGUAACCCGGAUAUGCUUCCCAGCCCGUUGAAUUUCCAGACACCUGUAGUGUCAACGGGUCGGAACAUUUUCGGAGACGACUCUGAUGUGAAUGGCAAGAGGAAGAGUCCGGGAUCGGACAAUUCGGAUGGCUCAGUACCAAAGCGAGUCAAGACAUGAGGUUGGGCAAAGCGGCAGAGUUUAAAGACUUACCCUGCUGGAGUUCAGGGUGGUAACAGAUUCCAGUGUGGAUAGUUUAGUUUAAUAUUCGACCUCUACUUUCUUCUUACUUUGCCUCGCACACCCCCCCUCGCCCUCUUCUCCGAGAAACGUUGUCAUGAAGUAGAAUGUGGAUUAUGUUAUGUUUUCUACGUUGGGUGGAUCGGCGUUAACCGUUUCGGAGUCCAAAAGGGAACGAGAGAAAAAGAAUCAAUUUAAAAAAAAAAUUACCUGGGGUUUCUAUUUGGUCUCGUUUUGCGGUCUCUCAUAACCUUCUUUUUUGUAUUCUCUCUUUCUUCUGGGCCGGGAUUCUGCCUUAGUUUUUUCUUGGCAUACUCUUUUCUCUUCUUACCUCCCUCGUUCAAUUUUCUUCUGUCCAAAAUAAAAGGACCCUUUCACUUUCUCACAUAGCAUUAUCUGUGGGUUUUUCGUGAGCAUUUUUUCCCGUCGCUUGACUUCUGCUGCCUUUUUUAUUUUCCAUCUGGUUUUCUCUUUACUAGUACUCACUCGGACAUUUCUUGUUGUGAUGCAUGCAUGCAUUGGCAUUCAUCUUUUUUCUUUCUUUUUUUUCCUUACUCUUUCUUGCACGGGUAGGCUGAUUUUUUUCCUUCUUAUUCCUUCUUUAUACUCUUUCGGUUAGUGGACGGAUGGAUGGAUUGAUCAAGCUUCCUCAAGCUCUCUGUGCGCUCGAAGUCAUGAAAAUUCGACGUUGUAGUAGUGUAUUAUAGCAUUUCCUAUUUUUUGUCUUUUGAGGGGUUCCGAAUAAAGAGCGAGGAGAGAUUGGUAUGAUUGAUGUUGGCUCUGUAACAACAAUGUGGUUGUCGGGAUCCGCCCGUUGUUCCUGCCUCUGAAUCCAAUGUGAGUGGGGAAGGUAAAGCGGGUAUUUAUACGAGCCAAGAAGCGAUCUAUUUGACCUUGCCGCGGUUCAUGGGAACACGGGUAGUUGGGCGGUCUUCCCUUAUAAUACUUUCUUUUACCUUGCAGAGGCUGUAAUUUCUUCCCCCUCGGGUCACGCUGAGCACAGUGUAACACACUUUCCGUGCUACUUUUUAAUUUUUUUAAUUUUUUACAGUACCCCCGUGAGUGUCCACCCUUCAUGGGGCGAGAUGUGCUAGUGCGGUACGGUAGUCUACUCGUAGGGUAACACCCACCGUCCCGACCAACCGCCAUCGCCCGGAAAGGAGGGGAAGAACGCCUUACCCUGCGAGAGCUUUCAACGCUGGGUACCAGCCAAGCUUGGGCGAGUGGGGGGAUUGAUUUAUUCCCUCCCAAGUCGACUUUAAAAGUGAUAAACUCAAGCAUAUUGAUCAAUACGGCCAAUGGCGGGGGCUUACCAGUUGAUACCGUACCAUACAGGUAUGAUAUGCCUAACUUAUGCUCUUCGUCCGGUGAGCUCGUGGUGUAUGUGUGUAUGUGUGUACUACGGUACCGGCACGGUAGUACUGAACGGGUGAGUGAGGUCACAGGGUUCAAAGACAUGCGAGGUACAAGUACAAGUUACAAGUACUUGAGUGAGGCAAGUUACGGAAGCCUGAUUACUCCUCCCCGUCCUCUUUCCAGAUUAUAGUCUAGCUUGAGACUGUAUCCAGGAUCCUUGAAAGGAUUGUGGCUCUCUACCAGGUGGCUCUGGCCUGCUCCAAGGGCUUGCUCAAUCUGCAUCAAUAUAGAUCACUGGCUGGCCUAAGCUGCUGAGAUGCAAUUUCCACUGUUUCCAAUAAGGUCAAGCUAUUUCAAGUGAAGGGCCUGUGUGUUUCCUUAUUGUUUCUUGACAUCAAAGGCAGUUUUGACAAUGUCAACAGGAACCAGCUUGCUUCUAUCCUCAGGUGUGCCCAUACUUCACCGUACUUGGUAGCCUGGAUGUCUUCGUUUCUGUCUCAGCAGACGUGCUGCCUGGUUUUUUAGGGGGUCCCAGAUAUGUUCUUAGCUGUUUCAGUGGACACCCUCCAGGGGUCAUCCAUUUCUGCAUUCUUGUUUGCUAUGUAUGUUUCUUCUCUGGACCAAGUUAUUCUGAGAGGUCUUAUAGUUUCUUAUGUGGAUGAUUUU